UCAUGGGCGGGGCGCGGCGUUGUGCCGACAGUGUUUUUUUCUUCAAUCCAGUCCACUGCAGAAGAACGUACGUGUCCUGAUAGAUUUAAUUUCGUUCGACGUUUGAAAUAAUGGAAUUUGGCAGUCAAUACACCCAUCUUAUCUAUGUCGUUUCUCAAGGUCUACCGUAGAAUUUAUAAUGGUUUGUUUGUCAGCUUCAUUGCCUCAGAGAUAUAGACUAGUAUUGCAGGAAAGUACCGGUACGUGCAUGAAUGGGAAAUUGCAAGAGAUGGCGCAGUCAAAAUCACCGGGUAUAAAUGUUGUAGCAGUUUGUCAAAUAACAGCAACCGAAGAUAAAGUGAAGACACACGACUCAUGUAGGAGAGUUGUAGAAACAGCAUGCAAGAUGGGAGCAAAGAUGGUAUUCUUACCUGAAGCCUGUGAUUAUAUCCAGAGAUCACCGGCUGAGAGUGUGGAAUAUGCCGAGGACAUCAAUGGACCAACGAUAUCAGCUUUCAAACAGCUUGCAAGGGAUCAUAAAGUAUGGUUAUCCAUUGGAGGCUUCCAUGAAAAGGACCCUGAAAAUGACUUGAAAAUGCUGAAUACUCAUGUGAUACUGGAUGAGAAUGGAGAUGUGAUCAGCAAGUACUCCAAGACUCACCUAUUCUCUGUGGAUAUUAAGGGUCAGGUCAGGCUGGAUGAAAGAGACUGCACCAGCCCAGGAAAGACCAUCGUACCUCCAGUCAACACUCCUGUUGGGAAAGUGGGGCUAGGAAUUUGCUACGACCUACGGUUUCCAGAGUUUUCAAUGACACUGACCAAGCAAGGGGCAGAGAUCUUGACCUUUCCUUCAGCUUUCACGAUCCCAACAGGAAUGGCUCAUUGGGAGCCUUUGUUACGGAGCAGAGCAAUAGAGAACCAGUGUUAUGUCAUUGCUGCCGCACAAACCGGAAAACACAACGACAAGAGAGCAAGCUAUGGCCAUGCAAUGAUUGUUGAUCCUUGGGGAGCCGUCAUUGCACAGUGCAGUGAAGGAGAAGGAGUGGCUGUAGCACAAAUUGAUCCUGAUUAUCUUCAAAAGAUUAGAACAUCAAUGCCAGUUUGGAAUCAUAGGAGAAAUGACUUAUAUCCACAAUUCUAAUGUUAUUGAUUCAUGAAGUUAAUGAGAGCAUCUGAGAAUUUCUAGUAAAGAG
Messenger RNA from Strongylocentrotus purpuratus (purple sea urchin), 1172 nucleotides. RefSeq names its product deaminated glutathione amidase (gene nit1). The transcript has 6 exons. Gene Ontology annotation, molecular function: hydrolase activity, acting on carbon-nitrogen (but not peptide) bonds, in linear amides. The record is from RefSeq and is a predicted model, not a curated record. Lineage: Eukaryota; Metazoa; Echinodermata; Echinoidea; Camarodonta; Strongylocentrotidae. The coding region runs from base 179 to 1120 and encodes 313 amino acids.